Schistocerca piceifrons (Central American locust) is the source of this 1043-nucleotide messenger RNA. RefSeq names its product phosphoserine phosphatase (gene aay). Lineage: Eukaryota; Metazoa; Arthropoda; Insecta; Orthoptera; Acrididae. Gene Ontology annotation, biological process: dephosphorylation; L-serine biosynthetic process. The record is from RefSeq and is a predicted model, not a curated record. Gene Ontology annotation, cellular component: cytoplasm. The coding region runs from base 216 to 893 and encodes 225 amino acids. The transcript has 6 exons. Gene Ontology annotation, molecular function: L-phosphoserine phosphatase activity; magnesium ion binding.
CACUGUAUUUAAGUUGCGGCAUGAAUGCGGACCAGCUGGAAAAUGCUAAGCCUGUUAUCAGGUUAUUGGGAAAUACACAGUUUAGUUGAUGUUCGUUAAGGGGGGUGCCGUAGCCCAUGCGGGGUCAAGGCAUUCAGUUUCGUCCUUGCAGCAACAGCAGCUGACACUUCGAAAAAGCACGUAGAUCAAAGAGAAGUAAUUUAAAGGUGAAGAACAUGGCAACUAAAGAUGAGGUGAUUAAUAUGUGGAAAGUGGCAGAUGCAGUUUGUUUCGAUGUUGACUCAACAGUGAUUAGAGAAGAAGCCAUAGAUGAACUAGCUACAUUUUGUGGGAAAGGUGAAGAAGUUGCAAAAUUGACAGAGGAAGCAAUGAAAGGAAGUAUGAAUUUCCGUGAUGCUUUUGCGCGGAGACUUGACAUUAUCAAGCCUCAGAUGUCACAGUUAAGAGAUUUUAUAAGUGCUCGUCCUCAUAAGUUGACACCAGGUAUAAAAGAGUUAGUUGAAGCUCUUCAUCAGAGAAGUACACCUGUUUACCUAGUCUCUGGAGGAAUGAGAGGUCUGGUCACUCCCGUUGCAUUAGAAUUAAAUAUACCACUGGAGAAUGUAUUUGCAAAUCGAUUAAAAUUCUUCUUCAAUGGUGAUUAUGCAGGAUUUGAUGAAAAUGAACCUACCUCAAAAACUGGUGGAAAAGGUGAAGUGAUCAGAAAGCUGAAAGACAAAUAUGGGUAUUCAACUUUAGUAUUAAUAGGUGAUGGAGCUACAGAUUUAGAAGCAUGUCCACCAGCAGAUGCAUUUAUUGGUUUUGGAGGAAAUGUGGUUAGAGAGGCAGUUAAGGCUAAAGCUCAGUGGUAUGUUACCGACUUCAAGGAAUUGCUGGAUGCCCUCCAAGAAUAAUAAAUCGAAAUUUGAAACAUGUUGUUGGUACAGAAGCAAAUAUUUUGGCUGUGAUAAAUGUGGAACGAAUGCUAAUAUGUCUGUUGUGAUUUAUUCUUUGUUAUAAUUUGUCGUGUUCUGUAUUAUGAAUUACAUUUUCUUAAACGUAAA